Messenger RNA from Penicillium nucicola, 2289 nucleotides. RefSeq lists its product as uncharacterized. Gene Ontology annotation, biological process: fatty acid metabolic process. Lineage: Eukaryota; Fungi; Ascomycota; Eurotiomycetes; Eurotiales; Aspergillaceae. The record is from RefSeq and is a predicted model, not a curated record. Gene Ontology annotation, molecular function: medium-chain fatty acid-CoA ligase activity. The coding region runs from base 1 to 2289 and encodes 762 amino acids. The transcript has a single exon.
AUGGCGAUGAUUAUUUCCCAACCCGCCCCCAGCGUGGUCAAGAUCACGCUGAACCGACCGCAACACCUAAACGCACUCAAUGUCCAGCUUCUCAGAGACUUGACUUGUGCGCUGCACACUCACGCCGAUGCACAUGUCAUCAUCCUAGAAGGCGCCGGAGAUCGGGCAUUCUGCGCUGGCGAGGACCUCAAGGAAACCCUGGCCCCCCAAACGGGAUCUGCAGAGGAACUUCGCAUCGCGUUCGGUCUGUUACAAGAUAUCACGCGGCUGACGGCUUCGUCGUCCGCUAUCGUCGUAGCUGCUGUCCAGGGUUAUGCGGUGGGUGGCGGAGCAGAGAUUGCCCUGGCUGCUGACUUCGUCGUUGGCGGCCCUAAUGCGAAGUUCAGAUUCCCUGAGGUGACGCUGGGCCAUGCUGUGACGGGCGGUAUUUCCCUGCGACUCUCUCAUAUGGUGGGUAUGCUGAAAGCUAAGGAGCUUCUCAUCCGCGGUACAACUAUAGAUGCCCCGGAGGCGCUGCGCAUCGGUCUACUGACUGAGAUUGCGGAAGAUCCCAAAGCUCGCGCUCACCAUCUGGCGUUGGAACUUGCCCAGCUACCGAAAGCUGCAUCGUCUAGUCUGAAGAUGUCCCUGGAGCGGGGGGUCUUCCCAAAUAUGGAGUCUGCUCUACAUGACGAGGUGAAUGCCGCCAGUUAUUGUUUCUCGCGAAUGGAGGCGGCCAACGCGUUCAAGAAUUUCGCCCAUAGGAAACAAACACCCCCCCAAAUCCGUGAUAUCAAUACUGCAUUGAGAACUGCCGUUCAGAACUAUCCUAACAGAGUGUUCAUCCGAUGUCAGGGCCAGGAUGUCACCUUCCAAGACUUUGAUCGCAGCGUGGCUGCACUCGCCAGCGGAUUGCGCGCAGCAGGAGCCCAAGCAGGCAACCGAGUGCUGGUCAUGAUGAAGAACAGUAUUGAGAUGGUUCACACCUGGAUGGCCACGAACCGGAUAGGCGCCGUUUGGGUCCCGGUAAACACCGACUGGCGGUCAUUGACGUUGAAGAAUGCCAUCGCUGCAGCAGAUGCAACACUGGCCAUCGUGGACAACCAAUUUGUUGACCUGGUUGAAGCGACAAGCGCCUUAAAUAGUGGAAAUAUCUGGACUCAUGGUAGCGGCAAUGCCCGAGAUCUGUCCAAGCUCUAUCUCAGCGAAAUGGUCCUGGAGUCCUUCGCCGCGACGCCGGCCACAACAUCGGCGUUCUUGUAUACCAGCGGGACAACGGGCAAGUCCAAGCCUUGUAUGCUCUCUCACGAGUACUUCAUCAUCCAGGCUACGCUUCUGAUAGAAAGCUGCAAGCUGCGAGCAGACGAUGUGCUCUACUGUCCCUUCCCAUUGUUCCACGCAGAUGCAACGGCACUUACCGUCAUUCCAGCCAUUCUCCUUGGUGCCACCGCCGCCCUGUCUCCCAAAUUCACGGCCAGCCGAUUCUGGGAUGAGAUUCGUGAGACCAAGGCAACGGUGUACGAUUUCAUGGGCGCCACUCUGGCCUUGAUCUACAAGCAGCCGCCGAGCCCGCGCGAUCGGGAGCAUCGCGUUCGCCUCGCUUGGGGUGUUCCCAUCCCGGCAUUUGCGGAUGAUUACCAGCAGCGGUUUGGCCAUCCCCUUCGUACCUUGUACGGUAGUGUAGAGGCUAGCAUUCCGAUCGUGCAGCAGGGUUCCCUCGUUCCUGGUUCCUGUGGCGUAUUGCGUCCAGGGUAUCAACUCCGCAUCGCGGGCGCGGAAGACGAGCCCCUGCCGUUUGACACCCCUGGUCAGUUGUUGCUGCGCAGUGAUAACCCGAACGCCUUUUUCCAAGGAUAUUUCAAUGACCCUGCCAAUACGGUCAGGACGUUUGCCAAUAUGUGGUUGCACACAGGCGACAUCGCCAAGAUGGAUAAACACGGCAAUGUCUACUUUGUUGGUCGUAUCAAGGAUAUCAUCCGAAGACGAGGCGAGAACAUCAAUGCCUUGGAGGUGGAGGAGGAGUUUCUGCUGCAUCCUGAGGUUGUCAUCGCUGCCGCGUUUGCGAUUCCUAGCGAACUAGGAGCUGGAACGGAGGAUGACCUCAAGGUUGUGGUUAAGUUGCGCAAUGGGAGCAAGACGGAUGAAACGUCCCUGUGGCAAUGGUCGCAGCAGCAUAUGGCGCGGAACCAGGUGCCCACGGUGAUUCAGAUUCUAGAAGAGCUGAAACAAACCCCGACUGGGAAGAUUGAGAAAGGCUCGCUGACGCCGAACGGCGGAAAAAGAUUUACAGCGCGUCUCGCUAGAUUGUAG